AUGGCAGACAUGCUAGUAGAUGGAGCCGCUCACAACCAAAUGCUAUCUUUCAUGGACGGCAACGCAGGAAAAAUCCAACCCUUUUCUUCCCUGUUAAGAUUGAAGCAGGAACAGACAUUCAAAUGGGAAGAACUGCACCAACAGGCUUUCCAGGAAAUAAAGCAUUACCUCUCAAAUCCGCCAGUUCUGUCCCCACCAAAAAGGGGCAGACCCCUCAAGCUUUAUGUAUCUGCAUCAGAAGUAUCCAUUGGAAGUCUGCUAGUUCAAGAUAACAAAGAAGGGAAAGAACAGGCAGUCUACUAUCUAAGCAGAACAUUGACAGAAGUGGAAAGAAGACCUAAUCAAAUACAUGCUAACAAGACCAAUGCUGAGGGGCAGAAUUGGGAAAUGGACUUUGGCUUUGACAGAAUUCACCCUCAGUUAGAUUUCCAAUGCACCAACAACAGGGCCGAGUAUGAAGCUUUAAUUAUAGGGCUCAAGAUGUUGGUAGAAUUGGGAAUUCAAUCCGUGGAAAUCUUGGGAGAUUCCAUGCUUGUCCUAAAACAGAUUGCUGGAGAAUACAAGUGUCUAAAUCCUUCUCUGGCUGUAUAUCUGGUAGCAGCUAGAAAUCUGCUAACAGAAUUUAGAGAAGCUACUUGGGAACACAUCCCAAGGGAAGAAAACUUCGCAGCCAAUGAACUGGCUCAGGUAGCAUUAGGCAUACAAAUGCCUGAAGACUGCGUCCAGAGGAUCAUCAAGGUAGGAAGGAAAAGUCUACCGUCAGUUCUGACUAGAGGAAUGAAGAUAGAAGUCAAUUCUGCCUUGAUCACUAAAGACGAUUGGAGGGAGCCUAUCAUGACUUACUUGCAGUACCCCACUCUACCCUCUGAGAAAAGAGUCAGAAUCAUGGCUACAAACUAUCUCAUGUGGAAUGAAGAUUUGGUCCGAAAAAGUGAGGAUGAGGUGCUAUUAAGGUGCCUCGGAAAGACAGAAUAUAUGAAAGUCAUGGGAGAAACCCAUGAAGGGGAUUGCAUCAACUAUUCCAAGAGAUGUGAAGCUUGUCAAAGACACGGCCCAAUCCAGCGGGCUCCUUCAGUCCCCAUGAAUCCAGUAGUGAAACCAUGGCCUUUUAGGGGAUGGGCAAUGGAUCUCAUUGGCAAAAUCUAUCCAGCCAGCAGCCAGCAGCAUUGUUUUAUCAUUGUUGCUACAGACUAUUUCACCAAGUGGGUAGAAGCCAAGCCAAUCAAAACCACAACUUCUCAAGAGAUCAUCACCUUUAUAGAAGAACAGAUCAUACAGAGAUUCGGCAUUCCAGAAUCGAUCACAACUGAUAGGGGUUCUUCUUUCAUAUCUAGGGAUAUGCUAGAUAUGGCAGAAACAUUCAAAAAGAUGCUGGAGAAGAAUCCGAAGCAAUGGCAUGAGAAGUUGUCAGAAACUUUGUGGGCAUACAGAACUUCAAAAAGAGAAGCAACUGGCAUGACUCCCUAUGCUCUGACCUACGGCCAUGAUGCAAUUCUGCCCAUGGAGAUAGCAGUCCAGUCUCUUAGAAUUGCUCAUCAGCACGAUCUCAUAGGAGAAGAUUACUCUCAAGCCAUGCUACUUGAAUUAGAAGAAUUGGAUGCAAGCAGGAUUGACACCCUCAACAAACUCUUAGCAGGAAAACAGGCUGUGUCAAAGGCAUACAACAAAAGAGUCAGAGAUAAGAGUUUUGAAGAGGGGGAAAUAGUCUGGAAGGCAAUUCUGCCCCUUGGAGCGCACAUAGCUGGGUAUGGAAAAUGGUCACCUACGUGGGAAGGACCUUUUGUGAUUAACCAGAUCCUCGGAAUGGGGGCAUAUAGGUUGCAGGACAGAGAUGGAGUUAUUCACAACGCCCCAAUCAAUGGCAAGUGGUUAAAGAAAUUCUACCCAACCAUGUGGGAUUCACAAGCUGUACAGACAGAUCCCGGGAUAGAAGAGGAACAAGGCUGA
Molecule: messenger RNA, 1947 nt
Organism: Prunus persica (peach)
Lineage: Eukaryota; Viridiplantae; Streptophyta; Magnoliopsida; Rosales; Rosaceae
Exons: 6
Coding region: 1-1947 (648 amino acids)
Biological process (GO): DNA integration
Molecular function (GO): RNA-DNA hybrid ribonuclease activity; nucleic acid binding
Source: RefSeq, a predicted model, not a curated record